AUGCGAGAGGUACGGGGAUCGAUACCCCGCAUCUCCAUCCUUUCUAUAAGAACUGAAACAAAAAACACAAUGAGUGCAUCAAAAACGUUGAGAAAGUUGGAGGUGGUGUCACCAGUUCCAGCAGACAUAGACAUUGCUAACUUAGUUGAACCUUUUCACAUAGCAGAGAUUGCUAAAGAGCUGAAUCUUAGUCCAAACCAUUAUGAUCUUUAUGGAAAAUACAAAGCCAAGGUUUUAUUGUCUGUGAUUGAUGAGCUUGAAGGAUCAGGAGAUGGGUACUAUGUGGUGGUUGGAGGGAUUACUCCUACACCACUUGGAGAAGGAAAAUCUACUACUACUGUUGGCCUCUGUCAAGCUUUGGGUGCAUUUCUGGAUAAAAAGGUUGUCACCUGCCUUCGUCAACCAUCACAAGGACCUACUUUUGGAAUAAAAGGGGGUGCAGCAGGUGGUGGUUAUAGUCAAGUAAUUCCAAUGGAUGAAUUCAAUCUUCACCUAACGGGAGAUAUUCAUGCAAUAACAGCUGCGAAUAAUCUCCUAGCAGCUGCUAUUGAUACCCGGAUUUUUCAUGAGUCUACCCAAUCAGACAAGGCUCUUUUAAACCGCUUAUGCCCACCAAACAAAGAGGGAAAACGAAGCUUUUGUGACAUAAUGUUUCGGCGUCUGAAGAAGCUUGGUAUCUCCAAGACCAAGCCUGAGGAACUCACACCAGAAGAAGUAAAGAAAUUUGCAAGGCUUGAUAUUGACCCAGAUUCCAUAACAUGGAGGAGAGUAAUGGAUGUCAAUGACAGGUUCUUGAGAAAGAUUACCAUUGGCCAAGGUCCUGAAGAAAAAGGGAUGUUGAGAGAAACAGGAUUUGAUAUAUCUGUUGCUAGUGAGAUAAUGGCAGUUUUGGCCCUCACAACAUCUCUAGCUGAUAUGAGAGAGAGGCUUGGUAAAAUGGUGAUUGGAAAUAGCAGGGCUGGUGACCCUGUAACAGCUGAUGAUCUUGGUCUUGGAGGUGCUUUGACUGUACUGAUGAAGGAUGCUAUCAACCCUACUUUAAUGCAAACCCUUGAAGGAACUCCUGUCCUUGUUCAUGCUGGUCCUUUUGCAAACAUCGCCCAUGGAAAUUCUUCCAUUGUAGCUGAUAAGAUUGCACUGAAGUUGGUGGGACCAGGUGGGUUUGUGGUCACAGAAGCAGGUUUUGGUUCUGAUAUUGGAACUGAAAAGUUCAUGAACAUAAAGUGCCGAUAUAGUGGUCUAACUCCUCAGUGUGCUGUUAUUGUUGCAACAAUUCGGGCCCUGAAAAUGCAUGGUGGUGGGCCAGAAGUGGUUGCUGGGAAGCCUCUUGACCGUGCCUACACGACUGAGAAUGUGUCCUUGGUUGAAGCCGGUUGUGUGAAUUUAGCCCGGCAUAUUUCUAACACGAAGGCUUAUGGCGUAAAUGUUGUUGUCGCUGUGAACAUGUUUGCAACUGAUUCAGAAGCGGAACUUAAUGCAGUCAGAAAUGCAGCUUUGGCUGCUGGGGCCUAUGAUGCUGUUGUCUGUACACACCAUGCUCAUGGUGGGAAAGGAGCGGUGGACCUUGGAAUUGCUGUUCAAAAGGCUUGUGAGAAUGUGUCACAGCAACUAAAGUUUUUAUAUUCUUUGGACAUUAGUAUUAAAGAGAAAAUAGAGGCAAUAGCAAGGUCGUAUGGUGCUAGUGGCGUUGAAUUCUCAGAGCAGGCCGAGAAACAAAUUGAGAUGUACAGCAGGCAAGGGUUCUCUUCUCUGCCGAUCUGCAUGGCUAAAACCCAGUAUUCAUUUUCGCACCAAGCGUCUGAGAAAGGAGCCCCCACUGGAUUUGUUUUGCCAAUAAGAGAUGUCAGGGCUAGCAUUGGGGCUGGUUUCAUCUAUCCUUUGGUUGGGACUAUGAGUACUAUGCCAGGGCUUCCAACAAGGCCUUGCUUUUACGAUAUUGAUCUCGACACUGCCACCGGCAAGGUCAUUGGUCUCUCUUGA
This is a messenger RNA of Dovyalis caffra, 1980 nucleotides long. The record is from the annotation of a GenBank genome assembly. Lineage: Eukaryota; Viridiplantae; Streptophyta; Magnoliopsida; Malpighiales; Salicaceae.